Messenger RNA from Morus notabilis, 793 nucleotides. Its product is annotated as laccase-15-like. NCBI's taxonomy places the organism in Eukaryota, Viridiplantae, Streptophyta, Magnoliopsida, Rosales, Moraceae. The transcript has 2 exons. Gene Ontology annotation, molecular function: copper ion binding; oxidoreductase activity. The record is from RefSeq and is a predicted model, not a curated record. The annotation marks the transcript as partial.
CACAACCUGACUGUCGUCGGAUCGGACGGUGGCUACACGAAGCAAUUGACGACGGAAUACAUCACAAUAUCUCCUGGCCAAACAAUGGACGCCUUGUUGACCACCGACCCAAUCCUCCAAUACAAGAGAAACGACGCCGUUCGAUCUCAAUCAAGUACUACUCCGACAUUAUUAUUCCCGUACCUUCCUGAUUAUAACGACACAAAAUCAGCCUUCAACUUCAUCACUAGGCUAAGGAGCCUAGCUGAUAAUGACCAUCCAAUAAAUGUGCCACUAAACAUAACAACAAAAUUAAUUUCUGCUGUUUCAGUAAACACAUUCCCAUGCCCACAAAAUAGUUCAUCAUGUGAAGGACCAAACGGAACUCGUUUGGCCGCUAGCAUGAACAACAUAAGCUUUGUGACACCAUCGUUAAGCAUAUUAGAUGCUUACUACUAUCGUAUUAAUGGGGUUUUUCAAAAAGAUUUUCCAAGUGUUCCACCAUUUUUGUUUAAUUUUACAUCUGAGUAUUUGCCACUAGAACUAGAACUACCAAAGAGAGGGACUAAAGUUAAGAUUUUGGAUUAUGGGUCGACAGUGGAAGUUGUUUUCCAAGGAACAAAUUUGGUUGCCGGUAUAGAUCAUCCCAUGCAUCUUCAUGGUUACAGUUUUUACGUCGUUGGAUAUGGAUUUGGCAAUUUUCACGAGGAAAGGGACAAAUUGAGCUAUAAUCUAGUUGAUCCUCCCAUGUUGAACACUGUGAUUGUGCCUAAAAAUGGCUGGACCACAAUAAGAUUCACUGCCACUAAUCCAG